AGUUUCUCCCACAGAAAAGCAGAACCAGAAGCGCAGCCGGCCCCUUCGCAGCCGAAGCUUUAGGAUGGGAGCGAGGAGCCGGCUGCGCCGGGAGGAAGGGGAAGACAGCGGGGCUAGCGCCGGGUCCGCCAACAACAAGCGGCGAGCCAAACCACGCUACAGGAAGCUGUAGCCUCCGGUGAUAAAUAGGAGACCCGGGAGCACAGGAUGUGUGCAGGGUGAGCUCGGCAGGACGAGGGGAUGUGAGCCGGCGGCUGACGAGUCCCUCCAUCUGUCCGUCCAACAGGCGGGAUGGCCAUCGCCCGGCCGCUGGUGCUGCUGCUGCUGCUGCUGCUGGUGCGGGGGUCUGGCGGGAAGGACGCCGAGGUGAUCUGCGCCGGCACCGCCUGCUACACCUUGCACCGGGCCGAGCUGGGCUGGAACAGCGCCCAGGAGCGAUGCCGGGACAACGGCGGCAACCUGGCUCCGGCACGCAGCGCCGCCGAGGCCGAGCGGCUGCAGGAGCUGAUGGCGGCGGGCGGCUGGCUGGGCCCGGCCUGGAUCGGGCUGUCGCUGCCGCGGGGCCGGUGCGUCCAGCCGCAGGAGCCGCUGCAGGGUUUCGUCUGGGCGGCCGGCGGGGAGGCCGGCAGCUACUCAGCCUGGCUGUCGGAACCCACCUCCACCUGCCUCAGCUCCCGCUGCGUCAGCCUGCAGCUGGCCGGCCCCUCCGGCCCCGCCGGGUGGACCGACCGCUCCUGCCGGAACGUGCUGCCUGCCUUCCUCUGCAAGUUCAGCUUUCAGGGGAUGUGCGGACCCCUGCCGCUGGCCGGGCCCGCCCGGGUCAGCUACACCACCCCUUUCUGGGUGCGCACCCCCCACAUGGCGGCCGCCCCCUUCGGCACGCUGGCGGAGGCCGACUGCGAGGGGGGUGAGGGCCCGGCCUUCGCCAUCUGCAAGGGGCCGCUGGAGGGGGGCGGCUUCGCCUGGGACCCCCCCGUACCCCUCUGCCCCGCCACCUGCGCCCAGUGCCAGCACCGCUGCCUGGAGGAGCCGGGCGAGCCCCCGCGCUGCGUCUGCCAUCCCGGCUACCUCCUGGCUCCUGACAUGGCCUCCUGCCUGCCCAAGGACCCCUGCGACCCCAACCCCUGCCAGGGCACCUGCCGGACCCGGCCCGGCGGCUUCGAGUGCGGCUGCGAGGCCGGCUACACCCUGGCGCCCGACGGCCGCCGCUGCCUGGACGUGGACGAGUGCCUGGCCGGGCCCUGCCACCACGAGUGCCGCAACACGGCCGGCAGCUUCGUCUGCCUCUGCCGGCCCGGCUACCGGCUGACGGAGCCAGGUGGCCACCACUGCCACGACGAGGAUGAGUGUGCCCAGCCCGGCGUCUGCCCACAGCUCUGCCUCAACGUCCCCGGCUCCUUCCACUGCGCCUGCCGGCCCGGCUACCAGCGCCAGCCCGGCGGUGGCAAUGCCUGCCUGGAUGUGGACGAAUGCCUGCGGGAACUCUGCCCCGGGCGCUGCCUCAACCUGCCUGGCAGCUUCAAGUGCCUCUGCCCACCCGGUUACCUCCUGGAGGAGGAUGGACGUGGCUGCCGUGCAGCACCCACCGCCGGAGAGGAGCCCACAGGGGCCCCCAACAGCACCCUGCGGACCACGGGCAUCCCGCAGACCAUGGGCCUCCCACGGACCACGGGCAUCCCACGGACCACGGGCAUCCUCCAGACCACGGGUGCCCCACGGACCACGAGCAUCCUCCAAACCCUGGGCGUCCCCGUCGGGGCGACACCGCCAGCCCCCACGGCAGUAGGGUCGGCGCCCGGCCCCGAGCACAGCACCGACGGCCCCAGGCUGCUCCUCUACUACAUCUUAGGCAGCCUGGUAGCCAUCCUGCUGCUGCUGGCCUUUGCCCUGGCCCUGCUGGCCUGCAGGAAAAGGGCGGCCAAGCGGGAGAAGCAGCCGGCCAAAAGCGCGGCGGACAACUACUGCUGGGUGCCCGAGCAGCCGGAGAGCCACAGGGCGGGCGGCGAGCGCAGUGUCUGGGAGAAGCAGUGAACACGGCAGCGGCGGCGUUCUUGGAAGUCCCGCAGAAAAUUCAUACCCUGUCUGCGUUAUGACAAGCCAAGCAUUUUGAAUACAUGAAUAAAUUAAGCAAACGAAUAAUCCUACCGAGAUCAGCGGGACAACCUACAGACAUAAAAUUAUGCCUGCGCCGUCGGGCUGUGCUGACUCAGGGUCUGUACGGGGAAAAGGCAGCCACGGCCACGCGCCUCGCAUUGCAGGGACUCCUUGGCUCGCUUUAUCGAAAGCUGGGGCAUUUUCCAGACAGUAACAGUCUCUGGAGUGUUUCUGCCUCAUUUUUCAGUUAAGGUAUCAGUUAAGUGUUGUAUAUAAUGCUUGUUCCACUAUGAAAAAGGGAAAAGGAAGCGUAAGUGUGGGCUCAGAGCUGGUACACAUCUGAGAAGUGUUAUUUAUUCCACAAAUUCCUCAGUAAAACCUAUAAUCCGGAUUUCUGUUACAACUCUCAUAUAUUGCUGUACUGUAGCACCAAUGGAGUAUGGUAGCGGGUCCAGCCUAGGGAAGGCGUAGUUUGUGCCUAGGUUUAGUUUGGGUUCUCUCUGGUGGAACAUUUCCUGAUGUAGCAUCUUUCACCCUGGCUCAAUGACACCUGAACAACCUCGUGUCUCCCUUUCUUCUUGCCACAAACCCAGCAGGAACAUUUUGAUCUGUGUCCUCGUUCGGAAGUUAUCCAGGGCCCAGUGAAUCCUGGGGGCUAAAGCAAAUAGGAAAGGGGCCAGGCAGUUUGGUACCCCGUCUUACAGUCGGAAGAGACGGGAUAUUCAUCGCGGCCCGAGGGGGUUUUACUGCGGUGCCCAAGGCAGCUACCUCUGCUCCCCGUCCCUUCCACUUGAAUCACGCGCCAUUACAAGCAAGACCUAUAACUGUCCUGCUGUUGCCGUGGCAGGACGGGCUGGCCAACAUGUCUGAAAUGCUUUGUACAUAUCACCUGGUUUGUAAGGGAGUAAGCGUUCUGUUUUUACUGUUCCAAAUCAAGACACGCCUGAGCCUUUGUGGAAACGGCACGUCAGGACUGACUUUUGCUUUGGCAUCUGCACGGCAACGGCACAGCACCACAGCCUUGCAGUUGCCUUUGGCGAAAAGAGUAAGGUUAUCCCACAUGUUGAAUAACACUGUAUAUUGCUUUUCUGAUGAAACACCAAUAAAGUAUAAGCAGAACGUGGGUUUAUUGGGUUUUAAUAAAUAUAUAUGAUAUCAAAACCUA
This is a messenger RNA of Phalacrocorax carbo (great cormorant), 3259 nucleotides long. Lineage: Eukaryota; Metazoa; Chordata; Aves; Suliformes; Phalacrocoracidae. The record is from RefSeq and is a predicted model, not a curated record.